AUGGCCUCUCCAACUCAGGCGCAGGCCACAGUGCCUACAGCUCAACCCCUCACACCUCCCGCCGAAGCUACCGCUACGACAAAUGGUGUCUCCGCGCCCGCCGCAGCAACCUCCCAGACCCAACCUCACACCCCAGCCACAGGGCCUACAACAGCGUCACAGCCCCCUCCAGUCCCCGGAAUGUCCACCCAAGACAGCGGCAAAUCUCGCCGGCCACGGGACGUGCGACUGGUCCACAUGCUCCUCGCCUCGCUCGGCGUAACCUCAUACCAAGACCGGGUCCCAUUGCAGCUGCUCGACUUCGCCUACCGAUACACGGCCAAUGUUCUACAGGACGCCGUGCACCUUGCCACAGAAGGUUAUGCUGCAGCGACAGACGGCACCGCCGGCGCAAAGGGUUCCGCCGAAGUGGGCAGUGUCUCUCUACCGGCGUUACGUCUCAGCAUUGCUUCGCGCUUGCAUUUCCAGUUUCAGGCCGGCCUGCCCAAGGAGUUCCUCAUGGAUGUUGCGUCGGAGCGCAAUCGUAUUGCGUUGCCUGGUGUGUCGCGUGGCUUUGAUCCGGCUGCCGGCGCGGCGAAUGGCGCUGCUGGCGCUGCGAAUCAGAGUGUCAUGAUGGGUGGUAUGCGCUUGCCGCCCGAGAGGUUCUGUCUCACUGGAAAGGCGUGGGAUAUGAAGGAUGAGUGGGAUAGUGAGGGUGAGGGAGAGGAAAUGCCUGAUGUGUCGCAGCAGCCUGGGGCUGGUAGGGGCGUCAGUGGUGAUGCCGCUGAAGAUAAUGAGGGAGGAGAUGAAGACGAGAAUGAUGGCAAGAUGGAAGAUAUUUUCGGUGAAGAUACCACGAUGGGCGAGGCUGGUGAUGGAGAUGAGGACCGGAAAAUGACUGAUGUUUGA
Penicillium bovifimosum is the source of this 888-nucleotide messenger RNA. Its product is annotated as putative transcription initiation factor TFIID, 31kD subunit. Gene Ontology annotation, biological process: DNA-templated transcription initiation; RNA polymerase II preinitiation complex assembly. The record is from RefSeq and is a predicted model, not a curated record. The transcript has a single exon. NCBI's taxonomy places the organism in Eukaryota, Fungi, Ascomycota, Eurotiomycetes, Eurotiales, Aspergillaceae. Bases 1 to 888 code for a protein of 295 amino acids. Gene Ontology annotation, cellular component: transcription factor TFIID complex; SAGA complex. Gene Ontology annotation, molecular function: transcription coactivator activity; RNA polymerase II general transcription initiation factor activity; protein heterodimerization activity.